AGCUUUUAGCCAUGGAGGGAUUGGUGAAGAAAUAUCAGCAAAGAUUUAGAAAAGUGAGAGGAUUAAUGGAGGAAUGGGAACAGCUUCAAUCUCGAUUAAUCUCUCAAUUUAGUAACGCUUCUGCUAUUAUUGAGAGGUUAAAGGUGAUUGGAGAUUGUAAUAAUUAUGGUAAUUUGAAGAGUGUGGAUGGAAUUGUAGAUGCAGUGGUGAGAAAGCAGCUCGAGUCUUUGCAGACCAUUUUGCUUUCCAUGAAUAAGACUUUGGAAGAGUUUCGCGGUGUGGUUUUGACAAUUGAGAAGAUGUAUAGGGAUGGUAGACAGUUAGUUAAAGGGGGUGGAGGUUCUAAUCAGUUGAAUGUGAAACAAUUGCGGCAACGAAUUGGGAUUAAACCAUGUCUCGCUGACUGUCUAGAUGGGCUUAUGAUUCUUCAUGAAAUGCAUCAGGCUGAAUACCUGCUUAAAUCAUCAGUUGUUUCAGCACUUUCAGCGCUCACCUUGAAACCCAGUUCCAGUGAUCUUGGUGCGCUGCAACAACUCUUGAUUGAUCAGCCUAAUAUCCCCAAAGAGGAAGUACAAGUCAUCUUUGAAAUUAUUUUUGCGGAAGAGAUCUGUUAACUCCCUUCGUGGUUGCUGAUAAGAGUCUGUGUGGAAACCCGGUAGCAGCAUGUAGAUGGAGACACAGGAGUGAGUCUCCAUCUUCCUACCAAUAUAACUCGUCAUCUAUCAAAGCACAUGUGGAAUUCUCGAUCCAUCGUCCCAGAGAAAACCACUCAAAAGCUUUCUUCUAGAGAUGCCUCUCCUACAAUUCAAAUGAUGAUAGAAGAUGCCGAUACACAAACGCAAACAAUUUUAUUUCUUGUAUUAGAAAUACGCUACCAUGGACGUGUUGUAUAUUUUUCUAAGGUCAGUAACCCAUGUGUGGGUGCAAGCUCAAGGCCAAGUUUUUCAA
Messenger RNA from Populus trichocarpa (black cottonwood), 948 nucleotides. RefSeq lists its product as uncharacterized. The coding region runs from base 12 to 614 and encodes 200 amino acids. The transcript has 6 exons. NCBI's taxonomy places the organism in Eukaryota, Viridiplantae, Streptophyta, Magnoliopsida, Malpighiales, Salicaceae. The record is from RefSeq and is a predicted model, not a curated record.